Phytophthora nicotianae INRA-310 is the source of this 1780-nucleotide messenger RNA. RefSeq lists its product as hypothetical. The coding region runs from base 68 to 1645 and encodes 525 amino acids. Lineage: Eukaryota; Oomycota; Peronosporomycetes; Peronosporales; Peronosporaceae. Gene Ontology annotation, molecular function: hydrolase activity, hydrolyzing O-glycosyl compounds. The record is from RefSeq and is a predicted model, not a curated record. The transcript has a single exon.
CCUUCCUUCCCAUUUCCACAUUUACUUUGCGGAAGAAGAACCAGAGAAUUCAUCGGGAGGAACGCCAAUGAUAAGCAGUCGAUCCGUUUUAACGUCAACACUUGCAGUGGUCAUCUUAGCUAACUCACUCUCGCAAGUCAUAGCCUAUCGGAUUUCGAUCAAAACAACUCCAAUUCUCGAAUCAUGGGAAGGCUGGGGAACAUCGCUGUCAUGGUGGGCCAACGUCUUUGGAGACCGCGAAGAUAUCGCCGACGUGCUCUUCUCCAACAUGUCAUCCGUCUCAAUCGAAGGUGCAGCUAAAGACAUUCCUGCACUCAAUUUCAAUAUCGCACGCUACAACAUCGGUGGUUCAGGAAACAAUGUUAUCGACGACAGCGGGACGGAGAUUGCGAUGAAGACGUCAGAGAAGAUGUCUGCAUUCAAGGCGAUCGAGUCGUUCUGGUUGGACUGGACCAGCACUGAUCCAGCGUCGAAGAGCUGGAACUGGGACGCAGAUGCGAACCAGCGUGCCAUGCUGGAUUUGGCAUCGAAGCGUGGUGCCAAUGUUUUCGAAGCGUACUCGAACUCUCCUCCUUGGUGGAUGACAAACAACCGCGCCACCGCUGGUGGAGACGAUGGAGCAGCUGAUAAUCUAAACCCCGCGUACUUGGAGCAGUUCGCGGUGUAUUUGGCGACAGUGGUAAGCAAGGCGAAAUCAAACUGGGGUGUCGAGUUUAAGUACGUUGCACCAUUCAACGAGGCAAACAGCAAGGCCUGGGCAUUUCCGGAAUCGCAGGAAGCCUGUCACUUGGGGGUCAAGACGCAGAGCGACAUUUUGAAGGUGUUGCGGACGCAGUUGGAUAAGCUUAACCUCCAGAAUGUGCUCAUUGCUGGAGCUGAAGAAAAGAAUCCUGAGGAAGCUCUCCACGUAGUUGUACAAAUGACACAGAGCGAGUAUCCCGGUAUUGAUGCCAUUGCCAAGGUAAACGCGCAUUGCUCCGACGGUGUGGCUCCAUAUGCCGGCGACGACCGCGACAAGUUGAAAGGAAUGGUUUCUUCGCUGACUAAGCGUCCGUCGCUAUGGGACUCUAUGUAUGCCGACGAGGAUGCGAGUGGGCUCACCAUGGCUGAUGCCAUCGCUAGAGACAUCAACGAAAUGGGUGCUUCAGCGUUCGUUUACAAGCAAGCGCUUGAUAGUGGAGUGCUGGGACUCAUUCAGUCGAACCCGGGAGACAAUUGGAUCGGCAGUGCAAACCCAAAGCACUACGUGAUGGCCCACUACUCUCGCCACAUUCACGCUGGCAUGAGCAUCUUGAAGUUCGAUGAUCCAAACACUUUGCUUCCUGGAUCAUCCUCGUAUGCUUUGGACAAGUAUCCGAACUUCGUUGUUGCAUACGACGAAAACACCCAAGUGAUGGUGAUCGUGGCGACGAACUUCGGAGACGCUCAAACUGUCACAUUCGACUUGUCUGCUCUGGAAUAUGUUGAUGGACCGAUAAAUACUUGGACAACGGAGCCAAACUCUACCACUGGAGCUGUGUACAAAACCUCGAGCAUCGACAUUCUCUUUGGCCAAAGUGCCAGGUUCUCCGCGGAUCUACUAGCACAAUCGAUUACGACGCUCGAGAUCCUAGGCGCUGAAUUGACAAACACAGUCACUGUGUAGGUGCCACACGUGCUCAAUUGAACGUAUUUCGGACAAGGUUGUCAACUCACAGGUGACUAUUGCCUUGCCUAGUUAGUUACCUGGUAGAUACAUGGUCCAACUUUACAGAAUAUACAUCAAUUGCACUAAUCAAAA